Podarcis muralis (Common wall lizard) is the source of this 4306-nucleotide messenger RNA. It is a transcript of the gene NEURL1B, whose product is annotated as neuralized E3 ubiquitin protein ligase 1B. Lineage: Eukaryota; Metazoa; Chordata; Lepidosauria; Squamata; Lacertidae. Gene Ontology annotation, cellular component: early endosome. Gene Ontology annotation, molecular function: ubiquitin protein ligase activity. Gene Ontology annotation, biological process: ubiquitin-dependent endocytosis. The record is from RefSeq and is a predicted model, not a curated record.
GGCUCCGAGCCCUCGGCCAACCCUCCGGAGGCGGCCCCGGCCGCGGGGAGCUGGGGGCGCUGCUGACUCGCCGGGGCUGCUUCAGUGCCUGGUUCGGGGUUAAGCGCAGGGGAGACUCGCCAGCCCCAGCCGAACCAGCGGAGCUGGCGGCGGCCCCCCUCCCUCUGCGCCCCGGUCCAUGGCCCCUCGGAGCGCCGCCGCGCAGCUCCGGGCUCCGAGAGCGCCUUGCCCCGCCGAGCAGCCCCUCCGCGUGGCGUGAGUGCAUGAAGCAGUGAUGGGCAACACGGUGCACAAGACCCUGGCAGCUGCACCAGAGGAGCAGAAGGAAAGGAGAAAUAUACAAGAUACCAGUCAACAGGCUCGCUCUGUAUCCCACAGGCCUUAUUACACACUGCCUAACAGUAGCCAUGAGAGGCGGUCUGUCCUCACCAUUACUGAACCUCCGCGAUUCCAUUUCCAGGCCAAAGGAAAAAACAUACGCCUGGAUGCCCAUUCCCGCAAAGCCACUCGGAGGAACAGUUUCUGCAACGGCGUCACUUUCACCAACCGGCCCAUCCACCUCUACGAGAAAGUGCGUCUCAAGCUGGUGUCCGUGCACCACGGGUGGAGCGGGGCCCUGCGCUUUGGCUUCACCACUCACGAUCCAUCGCAGAUGAGCGCAGACGACAUACCAAAAUAUGCCUGCCCAGACCUGGUGACACGGCCAGGCUUCUGGGCCAAAGCCCUGCCAGAGAGGUUUGCACUAAGAGACAACAUCUUGGCGUUCUGGGUCGACCGCCAUGGGAGAGUUUUCUAUAGCGUUAAUGACGAAGAGCCAAUUCUGUUUCACUGUGGCGUCAAAGUCUCCGGGCCUCUCUGGGCACUGAUAGAUGUCUAUGGAAUCACGCAUGAAGUGCAAAUACUAGACAGCAUGUUUGCCGAGACGAUGACCUCCACCCGUCUCAGCAACGCACGACUCAGCACUUGCCUUCCACAGAGCAGCCACGACUCAGCCAACUUCAACAACAACGAACUGGAGAACAACCAGGUGGUGGCCAAAAUUGCUAAUCUGAACUUGAGCCGUAUGCCUGCGCUGCCGACAGAUAACCACACCAUCCCUUGCUGUCCAAGCAGGCGGCAGCUUGCCCAAGUGGUGCCUGCCUUUCUCGAUACAGAUCUGCGUUUCCACCCUACUCGUGGGCCCGACAUUAACUUUUCUCAGGACCGGAUGUCUGCCUGCACCAACUGGCAAGAGAGCAAUAGGACUUUGGUGUUUUCCGACCGGCCUUUGCACAUUGGCGAAAGCUUCUUUGUGGAAGUUGGACACCUGGGGCUGCCGUACUAUGGAGCCCUCACGUUUGGCAUCACUUCUUGUGAUCCUGGUACUUUACGAACAAAUGAGCUCCCAGCAGAUCCAGACUUCCUUCUGGAUCGCAAGGAAUACUGGGUGGUUUGCCGAGGUUUCCCAGUCCUCAACAAUGGGGACAUCCUCAGCUUUGUGGUCUUGCCAAAUGGAGAAGUGCACCAUGGAAUAAACGGGAUCAACCGUGGGAUGCUGAUGUGCGUUGAUACCUCGCAGUCACUGUGGGUAUUUUUCACGAUCCAUGGUGUAAUCAAUCAACUCAAAAUAUUAGGCACUGUGCAGUCCAGCCCUGUGACAGUCUCUCCCUCAGGAUCCCCUGGAGGCUCCCAAUAUGACAGUGACUCAGAUAUGGCUUUCAGCGUGAACAGGUCUUCUUCCGCUUCUGAGUCAUCCCUAGUGACUGCUCCAAGUUCACCUCUGAGCCCUCCAGUGUCUCCCGUGUUCCCACCUCCGGAGCCAUCAAGCAGCAAGAAUGGCGAGUGCACCGUUUGCUUUGACAACGAGGUGGACGUGGUGAUCUACACCUGUGGACACAUGUGCCUCUGCAACACCUGUGGUCUUAAGCUGAAGAAACAACUCAAUGCCUGCUGCCCAAUCUGCCGACGGGUCAUCAAAGACAUUAUUAAAAUCUACCGCCCUUAAACCCCAUUUCCAGCCGUCCUGAGGGGUGUUGUGGAGGGGGCGAGGGGGCAGGAGGAAGAAUGUUGUUACUCAUUGCCACAACUUACCGUCACCGCUUAUGGGUUAUUGUGCUGGUUACAGAGUGGCUCUUUUGUCUAUAUUUCCGUGUUUUGACCAGUAGGAACCAAUCAGGGAUAAUUAAGUGAUCUGGGAAACACUCUGGUCCUUGUAGAUGUCGAAGGUACAGCUGCUGAGUGGGAAGAGCUUCAUCAAGAUGCUGCCCUGCUGGGUUAAGGUAGCGGUGGGGGCUGAGCUGUAAGUACCUUUGCCACGAGGAGUCUCUCCCCACCCAGCAAAAGAAAGUAACAUAAAAUAGACAGUGAACCCCACUUGGGCAGAAAGUACUGGAGAAAACAAUUGUUUGAAUUUUCUGGGCACCUCCCCCCUCCAUAAUCAUGCGAUAUUUACUGAAUUAGGCAGUUUAAUUACUGAAACAGCACUCAGGCAAUUUCAAACAGAGGCACUGUGGAGUGAAAUGACUCCUGUCAUCUUGUAAAAAUUGUGGGGAAUAGACGAUGGAUGACAUUUGCUUCUUUCAAGGCACUUUUUCUCAUUUAUGGUUCAACAGGGGAAGCAGGUAUGAGGAAUAGUGAAGAAAAAGCUACUGAUGUCCUUGGAACACAGCAAGUAAACAAUCCCACUUUCCUCCUUUGUAAGUCCCAGAUUGAAGCUUCCUGUUGCACUGUGCAACUGUGAAGCACUUCUGUAGCUGGAGAGUGUUAACGUAUUGGUAGGAGUAAACCUCUGCAUGCACAAGAGAAGCAGCUUCUUGCCUGGCGGUUCUGAAUCGCCACAGCAAGUAGCCAUGCUUAGAACCAAGCUACAAAGAAAGCAAGCUGAUGGACUGUUAGGUUUCAAAUGUCCAGCGUUCCCUCUCUUGAAAUUUGUGCAAACAGCUGAUGGAUGUUUUCCUCUAUUACUCCCCAGAGAUUUUGUCAGUAAAGUAUGCAGCCAUGUGGAAUCUCUCAUUUCUUCCUCUCCAGGAAGUUGUCAUCUACUCCACAAUAGAGGCAUCUUACUGAAAUUUAAAAGCCCUUUUCUUGGCAUUGUUUGUUGGAAAAAGAAUUUGCAAGCUAUUAUUAGAUGCUCCGGCUUUUAAGAUAAAUGCAUUUUGAUUGUGGUUAUAGGAACCUCUGAACUCUACACUAGCCUGAAUGGGAUGUGAAACGUCUUGGGGCUUUAGGGGAGAGGUGCCAUGCAAGCAAUAAAGCAACUUUGCUUGACCUAUCUGCCGAUUCUCUUUCCUUGCUCAGUCUUUGUGUGGCAGCAUCCUCCUACAGUGCACACAACUGUAGUUGCCCAUAGGCAACCUGUCCCAUUGCCAUCUGAAAGCAGUAGAAUUUAUUCAGAGCAGGCUUUUUGCUGCUUCCACCUCAAUAGAGGCAUUCCAUUUCCAUUGUGCAACAGAUGCUCUAAAGCUGUAAUCCUGAUGUUUUAUCUGAUUUAUGACGAGAUCCUAGGAUCUACUGUGGCGGAGCAGCUUGUAGGUCUUUCCAGGGCAGAAAUGCUUACAUGUGACCCUUGGGAGCCUGCUAGGAGCCAUUCUCAGCCCCAAUAUAUGGCUGCAUUCUUUUCCAUAAAACAGCUAUUCUGAGCCUAUGGGGCCCUUCUAGCAGGAAGAAGGCAGUUUUCCUUUUGAACAGCAUACUUUGAUAUGCUGUGCUGUCAAUAAGGGAAAUGUAAGCCAGUGCAAAUUUUGGCCAUAAAUGACAAGGCAUGUGGAUCCCUUAGUGGGGAAAAUAAUACAUAAGGUGGAAGACAGCAAUGGCUUUAGAGGGACAAAUUCCGUUUAGGGAAUACAGAGUGCUUUGUAGACAAAAAUGUGUGGACUAAGCUUCUCAUAGUCCUUUGAGCAACAUGGUAGCUGUACCUCAUUGGGUAGCUGAGCCUCUCUUCUCCUCUGUCUUUAGCUUAAAUGCUUUUCUAACCUUUAGCUCCUGGCAAAGUUGCUGCACUAGCAUCGUUUGUGGGCUGCACUGGAAGCCAAUGAAUGCCAAUGACACAAUCCUAGCAGUCUUAAAUUGCCACUGGCUACAGUUACAUAUUGCAUAAGGAAAGGCAUCAAACAAGACAGAUGAGUUUCCUUUUCUUUAAGGUGCAGAUAAUAUCUUUGUCAACAGGAAAGCCUGUUUCUUUUCCAUUUUAGAGUGGUUUGGGACAACACUGUGGUGCAUGACGACUUCCAGUAACUUUACAAUAGUUUUGAGUAUCCUAAUUACCAUACGGAAAUGUGAAGGGCAGCAAGGUUAGUUUAAAAAUGCCAUCAGUUACUCUAUAAACAAC